Molecule: messenger RNA, 2952 nt
Organism: Cinclus cinclus
Lineage: Eukaryota; Metazoa; Chordata; Aves; Passeriformes; Cinclidae
Gene: SCUBE3
Product: signal peptide, CUB domain and EGF like domain containing 3
Exons: 22
Coding region: 1-2952 (983 amino acids)
Biological process (GO): signal transduction
Cellular component (GO): cell surface
Molecular function (GO): calcium ion binding
Source: RefSeq, a predicted model, not a curated record
AUGGGAGCUUUGCAGAUUGCUGGAUUUUCCAUCCUUUUCUUUCUCCUCCACUCUGGAAACACGCUGGCAAAUAAAGCCAGUCAAGAUGUUGACGAGUGCGUGGAGGGCACUGACAACUGCCACAUCGACGCCAUCUGCCAGAACACCCCCAAGUCCUACAAGUGCAUCUGCAAGUCUGGCUACACCGGGGAUGGGAAGCACUGCAAAGACGUUGACGAGUGCGAGCGGGAAGACAACGCGGGCUGCGUGCACGAGUGCGUGAACAUCCCCGGCAACUACCGCUGCACCUGCUACGACGGCUUCCGCCUGGCACACGACGGCCACAACUGCUUAGACCUGGACGAGUGCUCAGAGGGCAACGGUGGCUGCCAGCAGACCUGUGUCAACAUGAUGGGCAGCUAUGAGUGCUUCUGCCGGGAGGGCUUCUUCCUCAGUGACAACCAGCACACCUGCAUCCAGCGUCCUGAAGAAGGCAUGAACUGCAUGAACAAGAACCACGGCUGUGCCCACAUCUGCCGGGAGACCCCCAAAGGGGGCAUCGCCUGCGAGUGCCGCCCCGGCUUUGAGCUCACCAAGAACCAGCGUGACUGCAAACUGACCUGCAACUACGGGAACGGGGGCUGCCAGCACACCUGCGACGACACCGACCAGGGCCCCAAGUGCGGCUGCCACGUCAAAUUCCUGCUGCACUCGGACGGGGUGACGUGCAUAGAGACAUGUGCUGUGAACAACGGAGGCUGUGACAGCAAGUGUCACGACGCGGCCACGGGCGUCCACUGCAGCUGCCCCAUGGGCUUCAUGCUCCAGCCUGACCGGAAAACAUGCAAAGACAUUGAUGAGUGCCGGCUCAACAACGGCGGCUGCGACCACAUCUGCAGGAACACGGUGGGCAGCUUCGAGUGCAGCUGCAAGAAGGGCUACAAGCUGCUCAUAAACGAGAGGAACUGCCAAGACAUCGAUGAGUGCUCCUUUGACCGGACCUGCGACCACCUCUGCAUCAACACCCCCGGCAGCUUCCAGUGCCUCUGCCACAAGGGCUACACGCUCUACGGGCUCACCCACUGCGGGGACAUCGAUGAGUGCAGCAUCAACCGGGGUGGCUGCAAAUUCGGCUGCAUCAACACUCCUGGCAGCUACCAGUGUACCUGUCCUGCUGGCUGCAAGCUGCACUGGAACAAGAAGGACUGUCUGAUGAAGUGCCUGCCAGGUUCAGUGCCACCAAGGGCCACCCUCACCUGCAACAAGAUGGGCAAGAAGGAUAGCUGUGCUCUUUCCUGCACCUCCAAGGCCAGAUUUCUGCCAGAGUCCGACAGCAGCUACACGGUGAGCUGUGGGACCCCCGUCCUGCGGCAGGGCGGCCAGCACCGACCCACCAACAGCAGCCAGCAGUGCCUCGAGACUGUGGCUGCACCGGUCAAGCAGAAGGCCUCCUUCAAGAUCAAGGAUGCCAAGUGCCACCUGCACCCACGGACCAAGGGCAAGCAGGAGGAGGCCGGGAAGGCCGGGGCACAAGGUGGCUCGGCUCCGUGCUCUGACUGCCAGGUCACCUUCGUCAACCUCAAAUGCGACUCAUCAAAGAAGGGGAAGGGGCGCCGGGCUCGCAACUCCCCCAACAAAGAGGUGACACGCAUCACGUUGGAGUUUGAGGCAGAGAUCAAGCCCGAGGAGAUCACAGCCAGCUGCAACCUGCACUGCCUGAGACAGAGAGUGGAGAAAAAGCUGAAGUCGGCCAUCAAAGCCCUGAAGAAAUCCAUCAACCAGGAGCGGUUCCUGCUGCGCUUCUCAGGGAUGGAGUACGAGGUGGCCCGGAAGCUGAGUGUGGCCCCGGAGAGGCAGGAGAGCUGUGGGCCGGGCCAGCAGCGCCUGGCCAGCAAGUGUGUCAGCUGCUCGCAGGGAACCUAUUACCACGGGCAGACGGAGCAGUGCGUGCCCUGUCCCCCCGGCACCUACCAGGAGAAGGAGGGACAGCUCUCCUGUGACCUGUGUCCUCGCGGCGACACCUUCGGACCCAUAGGAGCCACCAACAUCACCGGCUGUACCGGUCAGUGUCCCCCUGGCCAGCACUCUGCUGAUGGCUUCAAGCCCUGCCAGCCGUGUCCCCGUGGGUCCUACCAGCCCGAAGUGGGACGGGCGCUCUGCUUCCCCUGCGGUGGGGGGCUGACUACCCGCCACGAGGGAGCCCUCUCCUUCCAGGACUGCGACACCAAAGUGCAGUGCUCCCCUGGUCACUACUACAACACGAGCGUCCACCGCUGCAUCCGCUGCGCCGUGGGCACCUACCAGCCCGAUUUCCGGCAGAAUUACUGCAUCUCCUGCCCUGGCAACACCACCACCGACUUCGAUGGCUCCACCUCUGUGUCCCAGUGCAAAAACCGGCAGUGUGGAGGGGAGCUGGGUGAGUACACAGGCUACAUCGAGUCCCCCAACUACCCGGGGAAUUACCCCGCCAACAUUGAGUGCACCUGGAACAUCAACCCCCCACCCAAGCGCAAGAUCCUCAUCGUGGUGCCAGAAAUCUUCCUCCCUUCUGAGGACGAGUGUGGCGACGUCUUGGUCAUGCGGAAAAACUCCUCCCCAUCCUCCAUCACCACCUACGAGACCUGCCAGACCUAUGAGAGACCCAUCGCUUUCACUGCCCGCUCCCGGAAGCUCUGGAUCAACUUCAAAACCAGUGAAGCCAACAGUGCUCGGGGCUUCCAGAUCCCCUAUGUCACCUAUGAUGAGGACUACGAGCAGCUGGUGGAGGACAUCGUGCGGGAUGGAAGGCUCUAUGCCUCCGAGAACCACCAAGAGAUCCUCAAGGACAAGAAGCUCAUCAAAGCUUUCUUUGAUGUGCUGGCACACCCCCAGAACUACUUCAAGUACACAGAGAAGCACAAGGAGAUGCUGCCCCGCUCAUUCAUCAAACUCCUGCGCUCCAAAGUCUCCAGCUUCCUCCGGCCUUACAAAUAG